AUGGACCUCCCACCACUCCUACAACUUCCAACAGAGAUACUCAUAAACAUCCUCAAAUUCACAGCUUCCUCUCCCGGUUCUUAUAUAACACUUUUAAAGCUUGCACAAACCUGCUCACACCUGCACCACGCGAUUUUCUGUUCAGAAAAUGAUUCUAUAUGGCGUGGUGCUGCAUUGACGCUCGGGAUUCAUGAAUCUUUGCAACUCGAACAAAUCCUGUAUCCUGGCUCUUCAGCCGUCCAACGUCGUCUUUGGCAAAAUGUUGUAAAGUUGAGUCUCGGGUGGUCGCGCCCAUUUCCUGUCGCAGCACCAACAGCACCACGAUUACAAAAGGUUCCAAAAGAAUUGCCUCCACCAGAUAGGAACGGAGACUGGUUUGGAAGGAGAACUAUAGAACUGUUCACUUAUGGCGAAGGAAGUCGCAAAGGUGCGGCAUACUUGAGUAAACACGCCAGUGUCAAAGAUGAUGGCUGUGUGGUUUUCCAGAUACGACCUGAGAAAGCUCUUACAGCCACAAAUUCUAUGACUAGACUUGUUACCGGUGUUUUGGAUCCUGCAUUCGGUAAGGUACAAGCAGUUGCACUUGAGUGGAAAGCUCAAAAUCAAUGGACGGCGGCACCUUUCCCUACAUCAGCUGGUUUCCUUGUUGAGGAAAAGAAUGGUGAAUAUAGAGUGCGCGCGGUAGAUGCACCAGAAAUGGGGUUAUCACAAUUAUGGAACCUAGGAAAGAGAGCUCCUGACCGCUUUGUUGCAAAUGGGGAGAUCCUAGUUGCGGUGACUUUUCCAGACCCGACUAGCUCAGUCGCGGCAACGCAGAUUCCAAGUAACUUGUUAUGUGUGGAGUCUGUGGGGACAAACACAGAAGCGGAGAGUAAAGUGGUAUGGGAGUUUGACUUGAGUAGAGAGUGGGUAGAGGAUGAACCGUAUACUAGCUUUCCACAUCUCAAGAAUUUCCACAUCACAAGAAAGCAUCUUGUUUGCCUCGUGACUCGCCAUCCAUCUUCAACUCUUGGGAAACUCACAAGAACUAAUUUCAUUGUGAUAUCCCUUGAAACUGGAAUCGUCGUAAAAACAAUGAAGUUUCCAGUUAAAUGUAUAUCUACGAACACACGCGCCGCGUUCACCACCGCCUUCUCGCACGAUUUUUUGCUGACGGACACAUACAUUGUAUCGGGGGGUAUCGGGGGAGUUCUGUUGGUCUGGGACUAUUCUAAAGAUCGCAAAGGGCCGAUAUAUGAAAUACCAAACCCCAUUGACUCCGAUGCAAAUAACGUCGAAGAUACUCCAGGAUUUCCUCGGCAGUACUCAUCUCUAUCCUUGAGUGUUGAUGGUCGAUUUGUAGGGGCCACGACUAGUGAUAAGUUAUGGCUAUUCGAUAUGGUUGAAAAGAAGGUCCACGGAAUUUAUAGUAAUGGUCGCAAAAUCAAAAAGAGCGAUUUUUAUACCAAGAAUCCGUUUGAUGAUUUUCCUGCUGGUGUAUGGUGUUGGUGGAGAGAAUGGCGAAAUUGUAGGAACGUCAAGACAGGAGAGGUGGGGUGGGAGGAGAUAAAGGGCUCCGAAGGAGUUGCAUAUCUGACGGAUCUAGGCAAUGAAGGAAGUCUUAUGAAUACGAGGGGUAUUUUGCAGAAUACAGGAAGUCCUGGGGAGAUAACAUAUCUACUACAUGCAAAUGACGGGAAUGCGCCCACCAGAGGGGUUGUGGGGAAAGGAUUUAGAGGAGUAAGGUCGUAUGAAAAGAGUGUAUAUUGGAUGGGUUAUAAGGGGGUGAUUCUUGAUUGGGCCUUCUUGGUGGUGGUACCAGUGGUGGUUGCACUGAUUGUUGCAAUUCUGAUUCGGUUUGAGGCAGUUUGA
Morchella importuna is the source of this 1851-nucleotide messenger RNA. RefSeq lists its product as uncharacterized. Lineage: Eukaryota; Fungi; Ascomycota; Pezizomycetes; Pezizales; Morchellaceae. The transcript has 2 exons. The coding region runs from base 1 to 1851 and encodes 616 amino acids. Gene Ontology annotation, molecular function: protein binding. The record is from RefSeq and is a predicted model, not a curated record.